Molecule: messenger RNA, 3739 nt
Organism: Oryzias latipes (Japanese medaka)
Lineage: Eukaryota; Metazoa; Chordata; Actinopteri; Beloniformes; Adrianichthyidae
Product: TRPM8 channel-associated factor homolog
Biological process (GO): positive regulation of protein targeting to membrane
Cellular component (GO): plasma membrane
Molecular function (GO): transmembrane transporter binding
Source: RefSeq, a predicted model, not a curated record
GUUCAGAAACGUCAUCUCCGGGAAGGUUCCACACCCAUGUCUACUUUCAGAGGAUGUCCGCUAACAUCUCAAACUUCUCGUUUCCUCAUCACCUUAAAAGAAUACGGCUAAAUUAAUCAGCAGUCUUCAAGAGCGUCUGAAGCCAUCUUCACCUGAAUAUCCGUUCAUUGAUUGCAUCAUGGCCAACCACCCAAACCACCAUGAAGCGGCCUACUUGUCCCUAACUAGAGGUUUGAGAGAACUGGACCUCCGCGGUCCUUGUGUACCCAGUGACCUGGUGCUCAUUGGGGACCACGCUUUUCCUUUGGCGAUGAACAGCCAAGGCCAGGUCCCGAUGGCUGCCUCUCUGUAUGGCAAAGGAAGAAUUGUAGUUCUGGGUCAUGAAGACUACCUGUUUGCUUUUCCUGCCCUGGUGGAGAACGCCCUGACCUGGCUGAGAGGUGACGGAUCAGACAACCUCUCUGUCGUGGUGCACAGAAAUGUCAAGACUCUUGCUGAAAACGUUGCCAGAUCCGGCUUCCAAACCCAAGUGGUAGAGGAGUUUAGCAGUAAACUUGGUUUUGGUGUGUAUGUAACCGAUGCAUACAGCGUGGGUGCCGACCCAAAAGCGCUUGUGGCAUUUCUGAUGGCUGGAGGUGGGGUUCUGAUAGCAGGCCAGGCGUGGAGCUGGGCUGCAGAUCACCCUCAUGAGAACGUCCUGCACCAGUUUGAAGGGAACAGGGUGGCUGGUGUCGCAGGGAUCUACUUCUCAGGGAAUGUGGGGGAACUGGAGAACCUGCCUGUGUAUCCUCAGAUCCCGACCUCCUGGAUGGCUGCCAUGCUUGGUAAAGAUUUUGAGGAUGACUUGGAGUUUUUACUUCAGGGAAUCUCCGAGUUUGAGAUUCCCAGUGGUCUGUUAGCCUCAGAGGUUCUGAUCCACGGGCAGUUAGCCUUCCCCAUCGGGACCACGGACGAUGGACGCGCCUUCCUUGCAGGAGCCUACUAUGGUCAAGGCCGAGUCAUUGUGGCCACACAUGAAGGUCUUCUGGGUAGACAGGAAUGGGCCUCGUUUUGGAAGAGUGCCAUUCACUGGUUGGAUGAAGGCCGCCAGGGGGUGAUUGGUGUCUCACUUGACCAUGCCCUCGGAGUUCUGCAGCAGUCCGGUCUCUCGUGUCAGAAGUCGGGUUUCAGGAAGGACCUGAGUGUGUUUGUGUGUUCGGCCUACGGCGGUGACCACGCGCAAGAAAUCCAAAACUUUGUGGCGGAGGGAGGAGGCCUGCUGAUUGGUGGACAUGCCUGGUACUGGGCGCAGACAAACUCUGGGAAAAACCCAUUGAAGCACUUUGCAGGGAACAAGAUCCUGAACAAGAUGGGCCUGAGCCUAAUGGGAGCUACCAUUUCAUCGGGGAAGUAUCAGGCGCCAAACCCCAAACAGGCCAUCAAAGAUAACUACCACUUCCGUCACCUUCUUACCCGCUUUGCCAGCCACGUGACUGCUGGCGACAACUUGAGCAAGCAGGAGGAGAAAUGCCUCAAAAAGCUGGGCAGCGAUUGUGCCACCUACCUGAGGAUGAAAGCUCACGACUCCUGCUUCUACAACCAGGUGGUGUCAACCAUGACGGACAUUCUGAAGAAGUCAGGCAUCCCCCAAGUGAGUGAAAAAUGCCCCGUCAAAUGCCCCAAAGAUCAUCUCCUUCUGAGUGUGGGGGCAGAAGUUUAUAAGAACUGCCGUGACCCAGAUGCCCUCUUGCCCUACCUUAUCAAGGAUAUGCCAUUAUUGCCAGUUGUGUACAACCAAAGGAUCAAUAUUGAUGUCAAAACCGCAGGUGAAAAAGAGUGGCUCAGUACCGGCCUCUACCUCUCCCCUGGUAUGAAGACCUACAUCUCUAUUCCAGCACAGAUGGUCCAAAAGGGAUGGCAGAUUCAGAUCGGGUGUCAGACCGACCAGCUGAACGCCGAGGAGCUGAAGAGGCCUCCUCGAGUUCACGAGCAGUUCGCCGUGACCUCAGAGAUGAUGCAGGUGUGGAACCUGUGGGGGGGGCUCAUCUACCUGGUGGCCCCGCCUCAAGCAGACGUUCAUGGAGUGGAGGUCAUAGUGCAGAUGGCUGUCCCUGCACCCUAUUACAAAUCAGGUGUGACAACAGCAGAAGCUUGGUCGCUGCUGCGCACGGCUCCUUCCCCCUGGGCAGAGCUGGAGUUCGACAACAUCAUCCUCACCGUGCCGUCGGAGGCGGUUCGCACCCUGGAGCGCCCCGAAGAGUUGGCGCAGCUGUGGAACAAAAUCAUGAAGGCCAUCGCCGACCUCGCCGCCAAGCCGGAGAAAUUUCCCCGCAAAGAGCGAUUUGUAGCGGACGUGCAGAUUUCCCACGGUUGGAUGCACGCCGGUUAUCCCAUCAUGGGCCAAAAGUCUGCUGUGAAUGAGCUGGUGAAUGUGGACCACAUGAAGUCAUGUGGUCUUUGGGGGCCCAUCCACGAGCUGGGACACAACCAGCAGAGAGGCUGCUGGGAGUUUCCCCCAAACACAACCGAGUGCACGUGCAACCUGUGGUCAGUGUACGUGCACGAGGAGGUGCUGGGGAUCGACAGGGCCAAGGCUCAUCCAAACAUGAGUUUGGAAAACCGAAAAAGUCGAGCAAGAAACUACGUCACACAGGGCAGGAACCUGAACAGCUGGGAAAUGUGGGUGGCCCUGGAGACGUACAUGCAGUUACAGGAUAAGUUUGGCUGGGAUGCCUUCAAGAAGGUGUUUGCUGCCUACCUUCAAAUGAGCCAGUUCCCAGGGGACAACCCCGGAAAGAUGAACCUGUACACGGAGACCUUCUCCCAGACGGUGGGGAUGGACCUGACUGCGUUCUUCAAGGCCUGGGGGUGGCCCAUACAAGCAUCCACGGAGCAGAAACUCUCCAACCUGCCCUCGUGGAGUGAUCACCCCAUGGCCCAGUACAGCUGAAGGCGUCAGAAGCGUGUCUGUCGAUAAAGGGGUUAAUAAAAUAAAGACAUUUAGUGUGUGUCCAUUUAGCUCUUUGAGGCGUUUUCCUUCAUGGACACAACAGGAAUUAGGUUCAUUGAGCUUUCUGCACUUGAUUUUCUGCUUCUGCUUGUGAACUUUUAGGAAGACACAAACAUGCUGCACUGUAACUCUGCUUAAUGCUUCUUUUUUUGAACUGUCAAGUUAUCCAUGAGAACAUCUUUUUUGUUGAGAAACAGAUGAAGCGACAAUGGUUGGAGGGUGUGAUGGACUAAUAAAGGUUGUUUUAUUGGAUGCAGAACAGGUGACCCGAUCUUCAGGCAGGUGGGCGAGGGCGACCCCGACACCUGACAGACUGAGUAACAGCUGCUUAUGGGGGUCUAUGGGAUAUUGGCUUCUUGGGACCAGCAGGUACUUCAUGUUAGAAACGCCAGGAGGGAGGAGUCACCCAGUCCAGUUCUCUUAUACAGUCAAUGUCCCGAAUUCCCAUUACAUUGAUAUGUCUCUUAAAACAACUCAUGCCAUGGCUGUAUGUGAUCUGAAACCAGUUCCUUUUUGUUUGUAAUCCUCAUCAUUUGGAGCCAUCAAAUGAUGAGGAUUGAUAAAUCAUGCAAUAAAAAUGGUUAUGGUAGAACAGGGGUGGUAUUAAGUAAAUCCACUCCCUUUCAAGCAAUAUUUAAUUGAAUGUCUAAUUUUCCUAAGUUUCUACAUCUUUGUAUUUAUGUAUAACUGCUGAUUGCUUUGUUUUGUGCAUUAUUCUUGCUUUGAGUGCAAUAAACCAUCUCAAAAUCA